Messenger RNA from Dermacentor andersoni, 5790 nucleotides. It is a transcript of the gene SPR, whose product is annotated as Sex peptide receptor. Gene Ontology annotation, biological process: G protein-coupled receptor signaling pathway. Gene Ontology annotation, molecular function: G protein-coupled peptide receptor activity. The record is from RefSeq and is a predicted model, not a curated record. NCBI's taxonomy places the organism in Eukaryota, Metazoa, Arthropoda, Arachnida, Ixodida, Ixodidae. Gene Ontology annotation, cellular component: membrane.
CCGCGAGAUCGCAGCGCACUCGGCGGCGUGCAGUUCGCCAGUGCACGGCCGGCUAGCGCGAAGAAAGGGUCUCGGGAGCGCGCCCGAAGCGCGCGCGCGCUCUCUCGGUUCCCGCGGACGCGAACAAGCCUAGGCUGCGCCGAAAGUUACGCGCCUCUUCUCCGCUUCUUUUGUUCAGCGCUGGUCCUACUUUCUCCUUGGGGGGAAAAAAGUCGCUAAAAAAAGGAACUCUUGGUGUUUCCACUUUGCGCGUCGAAGGCCCACACCCAGAGCGCCCGCGACCACGACCCCUUUUGUGCCCCCCUCUUCUAGCGCCGGAAUCUAACAGGUUGCAGCUGCGGCUUUCCUGGAGCGCAUUCGUCGGCACCGUGCCGACCAUUCCCUACAACAGUGUUGUUGACUGCCUUCUCAAAUCGGCGUGUCAUCGACACAGUUACAACCUAAAGGUUUCUUCCGACUGGUCAACACGUCUGUUUGGCGUUGUACCCUAUCCUCGUGUGGUGCCGUGAGUGCUGGACCAUUUACCUACACAUUAGCACGCGUGGAUCUUCGAACUCAAGGGUAUUGAAGACGCUGUGCACUGAAGGCGCCGACGCAUGACAACGCUUCCGAAAGAGAGUGGCCUACUGAGCCGUACUUUUCUUCAUGACAAAGGUGGAUGAAGACAUCAUAAUGGAUUACGAAAGCGAACCGAAAUCGAACGACUUCUUGCAAGAGGACGCCAACACGUCGGCGAGUGGCGCUCAUCCAGAAGUCGCCGCCGCCGCUGCAGUUCCGCUCGCCGAGAGCUUGACGGGCCUUCUAAAUAUCACAAGCCGAGAAGCUCCCAUACAAUUCACGCUCCCGCUUCUCGGCUAUGCUAUGCCACUGCUCCUUGUCGUCACCAUCAUCGCCAACACGCUUGUCGUGGUCGUGCUCUCGCAACGGCACAUGCGCACGCCCACCAACAUCGUGCUCCUCGGAAUGGCCAUAUGUGACAUGAUGACGUUGCUGGUCCCGUCCCCAUGGUACUUCUACAUCUACUCGCUGGGAAACUACAAGACCCUGCUCACGCCGGCUUCCGCCUGCUACGCGUACAACAGCAUGCACGAAGUGAUUCCCAACUUCUUCCACACCUCCUCCAUCUGGCUGACGCUGCUUUUAGCCGGUCAGCGUUACAUCUACGUCUGUCGACCAGCUCGAGCGCGGGACUGGUGCACGGUGCCGAACGUGACUCGCGUCAUGUGUUGGAUCCUGGCCUUGGCUUUUGCCCAUCAGCUGCCACGCUUCUUCGACCGAACCUUCGAGGACGUCCAGUUCAGGUGGCACGGUCGGGUCCUGUGGGGCUGCAGCAUGCGCACCGCAUCGUGGGUUCACACCGUGUUCGCCGGGCACGCCUACUAUAUCGCUUACUACACGUUCAAAGUGGUCUUCGUAAACACAGGUCCGUGCACCGCGCUGGUGGUGCUCAAUCUGCUCCUGUUCAAGGCCCUCAAGCGCGCCCAGGACAAGCGGCUGAGACUAUUCCAAGAGCACCGGCGCAAGAGCGAAUGCAAGAGACUCAGGGAUAGCAACUGCACCACGAUGAUGUUAAUUAUUGUUGUCACGGUGUUCCUUUUGGUCGAAAUACCGCUGGCUGUCACAGUUCUUCUCCAUGUUCUUAUAAACACCAUUCGUGUUCGUACCGUGUCAUACGACUCGCUAAACAUAGUUAUCUUGUUCAGCAACUUUUUUAUCAUGUUAAGCUACCCCGUAAACUUUGCCAUCUACUGCGGAAUGAGCAGGCAGUUCAGAGAAACAUUCAAGGACCUCUUCCUCGUGGGGUCUGUCGUGAAUCGGCGCGAAGGUUCUUCCCGGUACUCGAUAAUGAACGGUCCACGGCCGUCGACCAAUGAGACUUUGCUAUAUUUAAACAUGAAUAUAGUUGUGCUCUUAGAACUCAUGGACAACUUCACCAACCUGACGGAUGGUUUCAACCACACCCAUCUAAUUCCGCCAGCUGAACAGAUCCCCAUGCUGGUGAAUCUUACCAAUCGAGGUCCACCGAUUGAGUUCGCCUUGCCGCUGCUGGGAUAUGCCAUGCCAGCGCUCUUGGUGGUGACCAUAAUCGCCAACACAUUUGUUGUGGUCGUGCUGGCGCAGCGUCACAUGCGGACGCCCACAAAUAUCGUCCUGCUGGGAAUGGCCGUCUGCGACAUGAUGACACUCCUGAUUCCAUCUCCAUGGUUCUUCUACAUUUACACUCUGGGGAACUACGCCACCGUGCUCGGUCCUUCGGCUACGUGCUACGCCUACAACAGCAUGAACGAGGUGAUCCCAAACGCGUUCCACACGGCCUCUGUCUGGCUGACGCUAGUGCUGGCUGGACAGCGUUACUUCUACGUCUGCCACCCGACCACAGCGGUCACCUGGUGCACCGUGCCUCGCGUGCUGCGAACAGUGUGCUGGGUUGGCUUUGUCGCAUUCGCACACCAGCUGCCGCGCUUCCUCGACACGGUGUUUGUAGACGUGCGCUUCUAUUGGCGCGGCGAAGUGCACUGGGGCUGCCAGAUGCUGGUCGCUGACUGGGUCACGCAGAUCUUCACCGCAAAGGCUUAUUUCAUCGCCUACUACGCCUUCAAGGUGAUCUUCGUCAACAUCGGGCCCUGCACCGUGCUCGUGGUGCUCAACAUCCUGCUGUUCCGAGCCCUCAAGCGCGCUCAGGAGAAGCGCGCCAAGCUGCUCAAGGAAAACCGCAAGAGCGAGUGCAGGAAGCUGCGUGACAGCAACUGUACCACCAUGAUGCUUAUCGUUGUGGUUACCGUGUUCCUGGCUGUCGAGAUACCACUCGCCGUGACCAUCGUGCUGCACGUGCUGAUAAACGCGUUCAGGGUGCAACUUGUCUCGUACUACGUUCUCAAUAUAACGCUGCUCUUCACCAACUUCUUCCUCAUGCUGAGCUACCCAGUGAACUUCGCCAUCUACUGUGGUAUGAGCAAGCAAUUUCGGAAGACGUUCAAGGAUCUCUUCAUUAUGGGCACGUUCGUCAACAAGACCCAGGGUUCAUCGCGUUACUCGCUGGUCAACGGACCCCGCACGGUGACGAAUGAGACCAUACUGUGAGAUGAACGUCUGGCCAUCCUCGAUGUAACCGGAGAGUGCCGCGAAAGGGAUAUGUUUUCGCGUGUCAGUGUAGGUUGGUGGAUGUUGACUGAAUGCCGCACAUUAUUUUACUUCAGUGAAAGGAAGCGUGGUCACCUAUGCUGCUCCUUCAACGGCUGCGGUAACAGAUGGGUGCUAACGUCGCAUUGCACAGUUGAGUUAAAAUGUCUGCGUUUGAUGCUAUUUUUCUUAAGCUGGCGCGAGAAUGCUGUGGGUUUAAAGGCUUGGUGUAAAUAAAGUUUAAGUUUCAGUUGCAGUUUCAACAGAAACGAAGGCAGGACUACUUGUAUCUGAACUCCUACGCUGCAUCGUUUUCUUCCGUUUCCUUACAUUCCCUAUUAUGAGCCCCACGGCCUCAUAGCUUGUAAUCACCUACAAGCUCUGAAAUGGUAAAAGAUUCCCUAUAAGAUACCUAAACAUUACAUGUGUUCAAUGAAUGGCGAGCGUAAGGUACAUAACUGUUCUUUCGAGCACUCUAAGCGUCAUGCUCAAUGUAGGACAGUGCUUAAAAUGUUGUGCGACUGACGACGUUAAUUUAUGUGUACAAAAAUAAAUUUUGUAGUUGCCAGUGCUAGAGAGACAGAGAGAGAGAGAGGGAGCUGUUAUACGCUAUUACUGAGAUAAGAAAGCGUCAUGUUCAUACUUCUAAAAAUUAAUCAGCACAUUCUACAGGAAGCCAUUCCGUAACAUACGUAGAAUAACCAACUAUAACGCAUUUCAUCUUCAACCACGAUGUGUCUGAACAGUGAAAUCUAGUACUUAUUUCAUCAUGCGCUCGUUCAGUACAUAUUCUCGAGCAUACUAAAAUUGCCAUCUCUGCUGCGGAAAAAUCAGAGCCACAUUUCUGAAAAAAAAUAUUUUUUGAAUUUCUGUGGCUGCCACCUUAUAAUGGUGCUUUAGCAGGGAACGCUGCUCACAGGUUAGGAUUUGCAACCUUUCUUCUUAAGCGUUACACCAUAUUUCGAAUGUAAAUAUCUAAGGAUUGUUCUACUCAACUGCAGAGCAGCGUUUUUAGUGUGCUGCUUAUGACAAUUUGAGGGCAUAAAAGAAGAUUUCACUUUUUAAAGCAGCUGACCACAAAGAAUAUUGUCGACUUUCAGCCAGGAGAGGAGCUUUGAGACGUGCUCAACACGCUGUUCACUUGUUUCCUUCCAGAGUCCUGAGCACUCAGGUAUUCCUUUCAAAGAAGCUACUAGCACUUUAAGAGCAUCAAGUUAUCUAUACCAGCGUAUAAUUCCUCUGCCACGCAAGCUAAUCUGCGCGUUCGCUCAACUGUACAGAAUUAAGCUGAGGACGAUUCCCUCUUCGCUGAAACUAGAUGUUUUAGAGAAAAUGCAUAAAAUUCUGUCCUAUUAGGAUGUAAAAAAAUGUUCAACGUGUACACAAGUUCAGCUGUUCUAGUGGAAGAGGAUGUCAUAUCAUUCAACUCUUGUUAAAGUCUUGGUGGAAAAACCGCUUUACCGCAAUCACACCAACCUGACUUCUGCACAUUCUCGAGGACACCCGUUAAAGACCUAUGCUUUUUUUUACAUUUCCUGCUAAACAUCAGCGUGUUGACUUCUCUGCCAUGACAGCGGUUGUUUUUCUGCAUACAUGUGGUUUGUGCACUGCGAGAAGCUGGUUACAAAGCAACAGUACGUGUUUCCUGAAUUCUAUGCUAUUAAGUAAGCUGAACAAGUUCCAAUGUUUGAAAGUAAAGAAAUCACUCCAUAGUUUGAAUCCCUUGGCACGAACAUUUAUUUCUCAAAGGAAACACCAACUUGUCCUAUAGCAGGUUGUCGGAAACUUGCCCGCCCGUGCUUGAACUGACAGUUCGAUCAACGGUGACGAAAACCCUCACUUUUUCUAUGUCGUUAGAGCAGGACAACUGAUGUCCCUCUUUGCCCGCAAGCUUACACGUGAGCUAGGUAUUGCUUUUGUGUCAUUAGCGCGAGUCUACUACUAUAAAUGUCACAAACUCGAAAGUGAUAAUUUCUCGCAUUCUAUAGGACUUCUCCUAAUUUUUUUAUUAGUUCUUUAAUGCCUUAGCUUUCGAUGACAAGGGCAAACUGGCAGCUUUGACAGUCUGCGCUCAGCUCAUCAUAUUUAAGAGUAACACGAUAGCUUUUCUUAAGGCAUAUUAUUUAUAUAUAGGGCUGCCAAGUGAGUUUGCUUGCAGCUACUGCUUGACAAAGAUGCACUAACAUCCAAAGCGGGAAUGCUAUAUCAAUAUCGGUUCCACUGCGGGUAACCUAGCGUCGAUAACGGCAGGAGCUAAUACGUUCUAUCUAGUAUCAACACUAUGGGCAAUGCUUGGAGCAUUUCCAGUGAAUCAAGUCAUCAUCCGCACAAAUCAUGACGAGUGUUGCGUUUCUGUGGUCACUUACAUUUCUUUAAUAAGAUCAAGCAGUCAGAGUUUACCUUUUUUGCCCCAUUCAAACCCACGAAGCUUUCAGAACGGGCAGUGGCGCCUCAACUUUCUUCAAAAAGCCUUCCCUAAACGUGUACACUCCGUCGAUGUUUGUGCCCUACCAGUGUUGUCGCCGUGUGUAUUGUUAAUGUGUCUAUGACAGAAAAAAAAAAACAAGUCUACUCCUUGAAAUGUUGGGAAAUGCGCUUGUAUCAUACAAUGGGAGCUGUAAUGCAAUGUAAGCAUGACAAAAAUAAAGCAUUGUUUGUUGAUUCCUAUCA